Armigeres subalbatus is the source of this 4024-nucleotide messenger RNA. RefSeq lists its product as uncharacterized. Gene Ontology annotation, cellular component: nucleus. Gene Ontology annotation, molecular function: zinc ion binding. The transcript has 3 exons. The coding region runs from base 148 to 3951 and encodes 1267 amino acids. The record is from RefSeq and is a predicted model, not a curated record. NCBI's taxonomy places the organism in Eukaryota, Metazoa, Arthropoda, Insecta, Diptera, Culicidae.
AAAACAACCCACUUUUGGGUAGUUCCGGUUUUUAGUGAAAGAACCGAAGGAACAAAUUUGGCAAACUUCAAAAAUUAUUUUUAUUUCAAAUUAUUUCAACAAACUGUAAAAUAAUAAAUUCAAUCAAGCCUAAUUACAGUGAUUGAAAUGCAAAGAGUGACUCGCAAACGCAAGCUGGCCCAGGAAGCCUUGAAUAACACGGAGUUGAAUCGAGCAACAAGAGCCAAACACCAAACUGAAUCGGAGGAAGAUCCUCCGCCACCUGGACCAUCCACGGUUUGCUGCUACUUGUGUAAAGAUUCUUUAGGAGUGAAGCAACCGAUUCCCGAGGAAUUGGAUAGUGAUCAAACAAAUCCCACUGUUUUGGAUAAAAUUAAAACAUGCAUCGGUUGGGAGGUGUUACCCGAAUUUGACCAGACAAGUCGAAUAUGCCGACCGUGUAUUCGCAAGCUUGACGAGCACUACAUGUUUAGGAAGCAAGCGCUUCAAUGCAACGAAUACGCCCAGAAUCAGAUGGCCGAGGACGAAGCCGAAGUGGUUGACGCCCCGACAGAGAUACGAGUUUGCCGUUUGUGUUUAAAAAUUGGCGGAAAACUUCUGGACUUGCAUCCGAGGGCCGGAACAGCCGAUCAGCAGAAACUUACGAAGAUUCGCGACGCGCUCGAUAUUGAGAUAAAUUCUUUGGAUGCGGUUACAAAAAUUUGUCGAGUCUGUGUUCAGAAAGUCGACGACUUUCUAGCCUUUCGUCAGAAUUAUCUUCCAAUAACGGUGUUUGUAAAACAGGAGAGCGACCCAGACGCGUCGUCAUAUUCAACAAACCCACCCGAGGUAAAGAAGGAAACACCGGAGUGCGACUAUAACGUGGCUUUGGAACUAUCAGUUUCAGAUUCGGACUGUUCAGUCGAUGCUAACGAGGGAACGGAUCCUUUGGUGGGAAGCAAGCCUCCAAUUGGCGUGAUUCGUCCUGAAGUUUUGGAACUUAUUACGGCUGAUGUAAAAGGAAGAAAUUUCAGUUGUGAGAUGCACAAACGUGCGAUCGUAAUCUUUGAAGGCUAUCACUAUCGAUACUUUUCCGAUCGUGGCAGUGAUGGAUCUUUGUGGGUAUGCACAGAAAGGAAACUUCAUUCGUGUCUAGUAAGCCUAAACGUUGAUUUGGCCUGUCAUCGCGCUUCGUUGGUUGAAGAUAGCACAAAACAUACCCAUCCGAAGGAGACCGCUCCGCUCAUGAAGUGUCCACCUGGAAAGGGUUUCACAGAGUUCGGUGGUUGUCAGGUGCCGUAUUGGUUCUUUUAUGAACAGCAACCGACAAGCAAGGGCACCCGAAGUAUCAUUUUAGAAGGGCAUAGAUAUUCUUUAAAUGUGAUUAAAAUUAAUGGCACCGUUAGCAGAUGGUUUUGCAUCAAGCGUGGUGGACACAGCAAAUGCAGGUGCGUUCUGGAUAUUGAUGGAUUAUUUGAGAGUGUUACCGUCAAAUAUAUGCACAAUCAUAACCCAAUAUCGCAAAAGGAUAUUGAUGUCGUUUUGAACAAAUUCGGGAUUCGGGAUUCAACGGAGGCAAUCCGUGCCUUUCAAAGACAAGUUGGGCCGGCACAAAAAGAAUCGGUAAAUGUUUCGAUAAGAGAACAACUACUGAGUGCUGCAAAAUCGGUAACGAAGGAGAGAGAUCCGGACAUCUUUAAAUUGCUCAACUUAGAAGAUCCGGAGAGGGAAUUCGAAUGUUUGCAAGCGGGUGCUAAAAUAAAGAUCAGAAAGAACUGCUUUGAAUAUAGAUACUAUGGUAGACAAGAAGAUGGCUCGACACUGUGGAAAUGUGUUUUUGAUUCGUUGUUCCAUUGUAAGCAAAUAGUUAAAGUAGACGAGAAUGGAAAAACUCUGGAGGCGUUUUUAGGAAGAAAGCACAGCCAUAAAACGGAAUUAGUUGAGUUGUUCCGUUUUAGACUGGGAAAAAGAAUGGUAGGAAAAGAACCACUGUGGAUGGUCCCACGUUUUAACAUGUACUAUGAUAGCCGAUGCGUGGUAUACAGAGAUAACGUUUACAUAAUCAUGGAUAUAACCCGUAAUAAUGUGGUACGUUGGCAGUGCUUGAGGAAGCAUUCAUGUCGGGCAAUCCUCAUCACUAAAGGAGACUUCGCAGAAAUAUCCCUUCGCAACGACCAUACCCAUGAGAAUACCCCGCAAAGAAUUUUGUCAAAACUCAUUGAAGGCCACGAGCCAACAACAGAACCAAAAACUGAUCUAACUUUCAAACAAAGAUUGUUGUCUUAUCCAUCGACGGUUAGACAAAUUUGGAACGAAACUACCCAACAAAACGAAACGUUUUACUUCUUGAAAACACCUAAAACCGGAGAAAGGGUUGGCUGUGGACUGGUAUUCCAGAAAUAUCGUUAUGUUUUAACAUCUGUGGAUCAAAACGAAACGAGUCAUUGGCGUUGCAUGAAAAAUAGCAUCAAGGGAGACAAAUGUAAGGCAUUUGCUAUCAUCGAAGGCUUAUACGGAUCGAUUUGUAUUUUAGAGGAACACAAUCACGAAGCGAUGCUUGAUUCAGAGUUCGAUCUGAUGAUCAAAAAGAGUGUCAACGAAUUUGACAAAGUUCAAGCGAUGAACAGUUUGGCUACGCUAUCGGAAUCAGACACCGGGUCUAAAAAUGUGCUACUCCCGCUUACGCGGCAAGAUCACGACAGAAAUUUUGAAGUUUUGAGACUAAAAUCCAAGCUGCAUAUUCGUUACGAAGGAGCAGAUUUUCGACUAAAAUCCAGCGAACCUAAUGGAAGUAGUUUGUGGAGUUGCAUUUGGUUGAAGAUGCGUGCUUGCCCGGUUACGCUUAGUUUGAGUACCGACUGCAAACAAGUUGCUUUGAUAGAUGCCAAAAAAGAGCAUAAUCAUUCUGAAGAAGACAUAGCCAUUUAUCAAUUGGAAUUUGGAAAAGGACGAAUUUACGAUGAGAACCGACGUCUCUACUCCUGGUAUUGGCUUUUUGGUGUCCCUGGUACUCGUAAGUGGCGCGGCAUUAUCUACAAAAGUCACAAAUACUCCCUCGAAGUUAUUAGAAACAACCAAAAUUCCACAUGGAAGUGUCGAACUAAUAAUUGCAAGGCUUACGUGCGCAUUAAAGGGCCAUUGAAGUUUUUGUUUCACAGUAAUCAGCAUUCCCACGACUGCCUAUCGCAUGAUGAAAUACUAAGCAUAACGAACUUAGCAGAAGUAGAUCAAGAUUUGUUGGAAGAUAAUACUGCUCUUGAAACAGUCGUUGAGCCAGAUGAUCACGAACCACUUAGUAAAUCUUAUUUAUUACAUCAACUAUCGAUGAACGAUCCGGACCGCAAUUUCCUUGUUAUGAUCCAUAAUGCUCAAAUGAAAAUCAACCAACACCAAUACGAAUACCAUUACCAAUCGUCCACUAAGACCCACUCCUUAUGGAAGUGCGUCUACUCCUCAAUUCGGAAAUGUCGAGCCAAACUUCACCUAAGUCUCGACUGUAAAACUGCAUCUCUGCCAAGAAUCCCUCAGCAUAACCACCAAGAUAAAGUAUGGGACAUGUUCUACUACCCGCUGGGAAAACACACCAUUAUGGAUUCUUACUCGGAAAAGGUACAACCGUUUUGGUUCCUAAUGCAGGCAACAUUUUUGCGACAGUAUCCGAUGAUGAUCUACGAAGGCAACAAGUUCACUCUGGCGUCUAUCACCGAAAACGGCGACAGCAGCCGGUGGCGAUGUAUUGCACGUUUCUGCCGGUUUACCUUGACCAUCACUGGUCUUUUUGAACUGGCAGUGCCGGGAGGUAAACCUCAUAACCACGAUCCCCUAUCGGAGCAGAAGCAAGCACAGUGGAUUCGUCUCUUCGGGACGCCCAAAGGAGACGGGCCAGGAACGGGAGACGGCGACGGUACGAUGCCAUUCGCUAAGGUAGAGAUAGUUGACGACAACAUGACGGAUUAUGAAGAGGAACUGUGAGAAUGUGCUAAUAUUUUAAAGGAAAAAAAAAGAAAUGGUAUAUCAAUAAAAAUGGUUUACUGAUUUUCAUUUA